UGUUUCUUUUCUUUCUUUGACCAGAGACCACCUGGGAACGUCCCAGCAGUUCUCCUGGGAUUCCAGCCAGCCCUGGCCCUCACAGGAGCUCUCUGCCUCCAACAGUGAAUGGAUACCACGCGUCAGGGACCCCAGCGCACCCUCCAGAGACUGCCCACAUGAGUCUCCGAAAAUCCACCGGUGAUUCCCAGAACCUGGGAUCCUCGUCACCAAGCAAAAAGCAGAGCAAGGAAAACACCAUCACAAUAAACUGCGUGACGUUCCCCCACCCAGACACAAUGCCUGAACAGCAGCUGCUGAAACCAACCGAGUGGAGCUACUGCGACUACUUUUGGGCUGAUAAGAAGGACCCCCAAGGCAAUGGCACCGUGGCUGGGUUUGAGCUACUGCUUCAGAAACAAUUGAAGGGCAAACAAAUGCAGAAGGAAAUGUCAGAAUUCAUCCGGGAAAGGAUAAAGAUUGAAGAAGACUACGCCAAGAACUUAGCUAAGCUCUCUCAGAACUCCCUGGCCGCACAGGAGGAAGGCUCCCUGGGAGAGGCGUGGGCCCAGGUGAAGAAGAGCCUUGCAGACGAGGCGGAAGUGCACCUCAAGUUCUCUGCCAAGCUGCACAGCGAGGUGGAGAAGCCCCUGAUGAACUUCCGAGAGAACUUCAAGAAAGACAUGAAGAAGUGCGACCACCACAUCGCUGACCUCCGCAAGCAGCUGGCCAGCCGCUACGCCUCGGUGGAGAAGGCCCGGAAGGCCCUCACGGAGCGGCAGAGGGACCUGGAGAUGAAGACCCAGCAGCUGGAGAUCAAGCUGAGCAACAAGACGGAGGAGGACAUCAAGAAGGCGCGGAGGAAGUCCACGCAGGCUGGAGACGACCUCAUGCGCUGUGUGGACCUCUACAACCAGGCCCAGUCCAAGUGGUUUGAGGAGAUGGUGACCACCACGCUGGAGCUGGAGCGGCUGGAGGUGGAGAGGGUGGAGAUGAUCCGGCAGCAUCUGUGCCAGUACACACAGCUGCGGCACGAGACGGACAUGUUCAACCAAAGCACAGUCGAGCCUGUGGACCAACUGCUUCGAAAAGUGGACCCAGCCAAAGACAGGGAGCUGUGGGUCAGAGAGCACAAAACGGGCAACAUCCGCCCUGUGGACAUGGAGAUCUAGACGGGCCCGCGCGGCCCUGGGGGUCCUGCCCGGAAGAGGGACCGGGGUCCCGAGGGGAGGAGGUGGCAGCCCCCGCUGUGGGGCCACUGCUGAGGGGAGCUGCCCCGCCCACUCUCCUGGGCCGCUGAGGAGGGGAGAGAGCUGGUGAUUCCAGAAGGGUGACCUGGGCGGCCCGGCGGGGGGCUCCCCAACAUUCCCAGGCCAGGAACACAGACCCACAGCCCUGCCCUGUCUCUGAGGCCGAAGCCCCCCACCCCUGUGCUGUGCUUGCCGCUCUGAGAACAGACUGUAGGGGUUGCCAUCACAUGCCUGCGUCCCUGGAAGCCCCGAGGCCCUUCCUCCAGCCAGCUCCCUGCUCUGCAGGGCUUUGGAGGAGGGGGAGGGAGGUGUCUGUCUCCACGCCAGGCGUCAGGAUCGGAAUCACAGGAGGAAGGCACCGGUCAGCUCUUGGUGCACCCAGAAUCCUUUGCAGCCCUCCCUGCCUGCCCCAUUGCAUCCUGGGAGCCCACAUCUGGCCUUUCUCGUCCACUUCUCAUCACCAGGGGUCUUGGGUGACAGGCCUGGCUCCGUCUUCCCAGACCAGCCCUGCCCGGAGAGGUCAGGAUGGAACUACCUCAUUCGGCAAAUUAGCCCAGAACUGGAGCGUUGAAUCGCGUCUCCUGUCAGACCAGGCCGCCUCUGUGGAGUCUCUGGAAGUCCCAGCCCACCCCUCCCUCAGCUGCUUCCGCAGGAAGACCCUCCACCCCUCCCUGCAGCCCCUGCCCAGUCUCAUCAGAGGCGGCUUUCCAAGUUCUCAGCUAUCAAGGCUCAGCCCAGCUCGGCCCAAGGCCUCGAGAGUAGAAAUGAACCAGCUCGUCUCAGAGGCCAGCCAGGCACAGGGCGCCAUCUGGGGCUGCGCUGUUAGGUCGCCCGGCCCCACUCUCCCAGGCCACCCACCGCGGGCCCUUCAGGGGCUGGGUCAGGCCCAUACGGGGGAUGGGUCAGGGCAAGUCUCCGUGGUCCCCCAGAUGGCUUCCAUCCGCUCGUACACAGUGGGGUUGGGACUGCUGUCCCUUGUAAGGCUUUCUCUCACUGGCAGGACUGGACAGGCAUCUCGGACUCCUGGCCACAGUAGGGUGUCCAGCUCCUUCUGCACGUCCCAGAGCCCUGCAUCAGGCCCUCACUUGGUGCCAGCACCUCCUUCCCCUCUCUCCAUCUUCUGAUUCCGGGAAAAGCCUGGCCGGAGUGUGACGUGGGAAGCUCUGGGCUCUGCCGUCGGGUCCACUCAUCGCUCUCUCCCUCUGUGGGCCACGGCAGACGGGUUCUCCAGCUCAGUCUAGAGCAUCAGCCCGAGGGCCGGCAGAAGAGCAAGCCAGGGCCAGGUGGCAGCUGGGAACCGUCUUUCUUAAUCUUCCCCACCGAUUACUUGGGAUCCGACCCACACAUCUCCCGCGAGGGCUCAAUUCCACAAGCACAACUCCUGGUCUUUCAGUCUUACGUGCUAGUCACUGAUGACUUAUUAAUCUCGAAUCUUUUGGCACCUCUUUCAUCGAGUCAGAAUUGCUUUCUUAUAGUUUAUAUUAGAAAGAUGCUUAAUAUACUAAAGCAAACCCAA
Molecule: messenger RNA, 2745 nt
Organism: Microcebus murinus (gray mouse lemur)
Lineage: Eukaryota; Metazoa; Chordata; Mammalia; Primates; Cheirogaleidae
Source: RefSeq, a predicted model, not a curated record